UUUUUUUUUUCCUUCUUCUUCCUCCUGAUUCUUCAUCAGUCUACUUGAUUCUUUAAACACUUUUUUUUUUUUUACAACAUGGCCAAAGGACAAAGAGGAAGAGGUCGUGGACGUGGUAGUCGUGGCGGACGUGGCAGUCGUGGUGGACGUGGUGGUGGUGGUCGAGGACGGAAUCGUACUUUAUAUCCUUCUAGUUAUGGUUACGUUUAUGAACUUGGUGAACAAGACACUUUGAUUGAUGACGAUUUUCGACUUUUUGGACAAUUCGAUGAUGAUACUACGGAUACCGAUGAUGAUUUUCAAUCCAAACGUAAAAAAAAAAAAAAAAAAAAAGAAAAACUAAUGUCAUUUGGACUUCUUUUUGACAAGCGAAUCAAUGUAUACUGAUAAUUAUCUUUGAAUGGUGAAAACUUGUAUCGAUAGAUUCUCAAAGAAAAGCCAAGAUCAAGAAAAUGCAAUACAAUAAGAACAAUGGUGAUUUGGACACUUAUCAGCAAACUAUCAGUGAUAAUAAAACAACCAAGAAGAAGAAGAAUGGUCGAAAGGCAACAGGGGAAUAUCUUUCUAUUACUGACACUUCCACUCAUUUUGUUCGAUCAACAUAUGACAGUACAACCAAGGAAUAUACAAACAGUAGCGAUGAUGAAAGAGAUGUUGAUCUCAAUAAUCUUCAUUUGGAUAUCGGGAAUCUGGAUAUUGAUGAUGAUUUAUUGGACCAAUUAUUACCUGAAUCUUGUGAACCCAAGAAAACAAAAGAACAAUCGCAACAGCAACAACAAUCGCAACAGCAACAAGAAGAAGAACGGUACCAUCCAGUCAAAACGCAUGAACAGGACAGUAGCGACGAACAAGAAGAUGAUGAUGAUGAUGACGAAGAUGAUGAUAUACUUGAGGGAGACGAUAUGGCAGUGAUGCGGGAUUAUAUAGAAAAUAUCAACUUGACGGAUCAAGAUAUUUUACGCAUUUUGGAUCAAGAUGAUGACCAUUUGGAUGUAGAUGAAUUUUUGAAAAAUAUGGAUCAAGAUGAAUUGGAUCACUUGGAUCAGGUUCUGCUACAACACUAUGGUGACUUGAAUGAACUUGAAGAAGAAGAAGAAGAGAGUAACGACGACGAUGACGAUGAUGAUGAUGAUGAUGAUGAUGAUAUCUUGGCUUAUGAACAACAAUAUUUGAUCAACCAUGGAUUGGAUGAUGUGGAUGAAAUUUCACCAGAUAUGUUCAGAAUCUCUUUGGAAAAUGCUUUGGCGGAUGUACCUCCUGGUCUUAAACCUGGCAUACGAAAUUGGAUCUCUCAUGACAAAAAAGAAGCCAAGAAACAGAAACGGUUAGAAAAAAAGGAACGCAGAAAACAAGCAAAGGCGAAAAAGAUGGCCAACAAAGAUAGGGGUAUGAAAGAUGAUACUUCGGUGACAUCUAUAGAACUUUUGAAGAUUGAUAGUCGUAUACGUGAUUUUAUCAAUGAUGACCAAUUGAAUAGUUUUCAAUUUGCUCCCAUGGGUAAGAGUAGUCGUCGACAACUCCAUUUACUUGCAACUGCAUAUAAUCUCAAAUCACAAAGUGUUGGUACAGGCAAAUCAAGAACACCUAUUAUUACCAAGACGGACCGAACAUAUAUACCACAAGAUCGACGAUACAUUGAUCGAUUUAUUGAAGAAGCCCAAUCCACACUCAAUGCACAAAGUAGUGUUUUACGGAAACAUCGCAUGGAAACCAAUUCAUCCAAUCGCAACAAGGGCAAAAAGAAGGGUGGGAAAGAUCAACAGCAUGGCCAAGGAUCUACUAAAUCAAGACAAAAAGCAACAGGUGAACUUGGUGUUUCUGCACAUGGAACUGUAGUGGCCUCCAAUGCUGCUCCUAUCACUGAAUCUAAUGUUGGUCAUCGUAUGCUAGCUGCUAUGGGGUAAGUCGUAUCUUUAACAUCUUUUUUUUUUUUCAAUUGCUC
Molecule: messenger RNA, 1942 nt
Organism: Halteromyces radiatus
Lineage: Eukaryota; Fungi; Mucoromycota; Mucoromycetes; Mucorales; Cunninghamellaceae
Exons: 5
Coding region: 453-1904 (483 amino acids)
Molecular function (GO): nucleic acid binding
Source: RefSeq, a predicted model, not a curated record